CCGUCAAUUUACGCAGCGCUUUAUACACACAUAUAUAUAUAUAUACCGUAUUUCGGGCUUCAUAAGACGCGCCUAGGUUUUAGAGGCAGAAAACAAGAAAAAAAAUAUUCUGAACCAAUGGACUGCAGACAUAGUACAGGAGAUGACCAGAGACUGCGGACAUAGUACAGGAGAUGACCAGAGACUGCGGACACAGUACAGGGGAUGACCAGAGACUGCGGACACAGUACAGGGGAUGACCAGAGACUGCGGACACAGUACAGGGGAUGACAAGAGACUGCGGACACAGUACAGGAGAUGACCAGAGACUGCGGACACAGUACAGGGG
Staurois parvus is the source of this 328-nucleotide messenger RNA. NCBI's taxonomy places the organism in Eukaryota, Metazoa, Chordata, Amphibia, Anura, Ranidae. The record is from the annotation of a GenBank genome assembly.